AAAGGCUUGCAGAGUUAGACAUUUAAAUAGACUCAUCUGGAUUCACAGGAAUAAAGUAGAAACAUCAAGCAAAAAGAACAUUUUAUUUUCUUUUGUAUUGGGACACAAUGGGUGCUGGUCGAGCCAUGACUGUUUUGUUAACCAUUUUGGCUGUUGCAAAAAUAGAAAACGUGACAACAACAACUGGUUCAACUGUGGAUACAACACCAGAAACUGCGGCAACAACAACAACUGUUUCAACUGCGUCAACAACAACAGAAAAUGUGGCAACAACAACAACUGGUUCAACUGUGGGAACAACAACAGAAACUGUGGCAACAACAACUGGUUCAACUGCCCCAACAACAACAACAGCAACUACAGCAUCAACAACAACUGAAGGUACAGCUGAAACUGCAGAAACAACAGAAACUACAGCAUUAACAACAACUGAAGGUACAACUGCAACUACAGCAGCUACAGCAUCAACAACAAGUGAAGGUACAACGGCAACCACAGCCUUAACAACAACUGAAGGCACAACAGCAACCACACCAUCAACAACUACUGAAGGUACAACGGCCACUACAGAAUCAACAACAGCUGAAGAUUCAACAGCAACUGCAGAAACAACAAUAACUACAUAUUCAACAACAACUGAAGGUUCAACUGCAACUACAGCAUCAACAACUACUGAAGGUACAACUGAAACUACAGAAAGAACAGCAACUAUAGCAUCAACGACAAGUGAAGGUUCAACUGCAACUACAGAAACAACAGCAACUACAGAAACAACAGCAACUACAGCAUCAACAACAAUUGAAGGUACAACGGCAACCACAGCCUUAACAACAACUGAAGGCACAACAGCAACUAUAGCAUCAACAACUACUGAAGGCACAACAGCAACCACACCAUCAACAACUACUGAAGGUACAACGACCACUACAGAAUCAACAACAACUGAAGAUUCAACAGCAACUGCAGAAACGACAGUAACUACAUAUUCAACAACAACUGAAGGUUCAACUGCAACUACAGAAACAACAGCAACUACAGAAUCAACAACAACGGAAGGUGCAACUGCAACUACAGCAGCUACAGCAUCAACAACAAGUGAAAGUACAACAGCAACCACAGCCUUGACAACAACUGAAGGUACAACAGCAACUACAGCAUCAACAACUACUGAAGGUACAACUGAAACUACAGAAAGAACAGCAACUAUAGCAUCAACAACAAGUGAAGGUUCAACUGCAACUAAAGAAACAACAGCAACUACAGAAACAACAACAGCUGAAGGUACAACGGCAACCACAGCAUUAACAACGACUGAAGGUUCAACUGCAACUACAGAAACAAAGGCAACAACAGUUUCUGAAGCAACUACAGCAUCACCAACAACUGAAGGUUCAACUGCAAGUACAGCAUCAACAACAACUGAAGGUACAACAGUCACUACAGCACAAACAACAACUGAAGUUUUAACUGAAACUGCAGAAACAACAGCAAUUACAGCAUCAACAACAACUGAAGGUUCAACUGCAACUACAGAAACAACAGCAACUGCAGCAUCAACAACAACUGAAGGUACAGCUGAAACUACAGAAACAAUAGCAACUACAGCAUCAACAACAAUUGAAGGUACAACGGCAACCACAGCCUUAACAACAACUGAAGGCACAACAGCAACUAUAGCAUCAACAACUACUGAAGGCACAACAGCAACCACACCAUCAACAACUACUGAAGGUACAACGGCCACUACAGAAUCAACAACAACUGAAGAUUCAACAGCAACUGCAGAAACAACAGUAACUACAUAUUCAACAACAACUGAAGGUUCAACUGGAAGUACAGAAACAACAGCAACUACAGAAUCAACAACAACGGAAGGUGCAACUGCAAGUACAGAAACAACAGUGACUACAGCAUUAACAACAACUGAAGGUUCAACUGCAACUACAGAAACAACAGCAACUACAGCAUUAACAACAACUGAAGGUACAACAGCAAGAAAUGCAGCUACAGCAUCAACAACAACUGAAGGUACAACGACAACCACAGCCUUAACAACAACUGAAGGCACAACAGAAACUACACCAUCAACAACUACUGAAGGUACAACUGAAACUACAGAAACAACAGCAACUUCAGCAUCAACAACAGCUGAAGGUUCAACUGCAACUACAGAAACAAGAGCAACUACAGCAUCAACAACAAUUGAAGAUACAACGGCAACCACAGCCUUAACAACAACUGAAGGCACAACAGCAACUAUAGCAUCAACAACUACUGAAGGCACAACAGCAACCACACCAUCAACAACUACUGAAGGUACAACGGCCACUACAGAAUCAACAACAACUGAAGAUUCAACAGCAACUGCAGAAACAACAGUAACUACAUAUUCAACAACAACUGAAGGUUCAACUGCAACUACAGAAACAACAGCAACUACAGAAUCAACAACAACGGAAGGUGCAACUGCAACUACAGCAGCUACAGCAUCAACAACAAGUGAAAGUACAACAGCAACCACAGCCUUGACAACAACUGAAGGUACAACAGCAACUACAGCAUCAACAACUACUGAAGGUACAACUGAAACUACAGAAAGAACAGCAACUAUAGCAUCAACAACAAGUGAAGGUUCAACUGCAACUACAGAAACAACAGCAACUACAGAAACAACAGCAACUACAGAAACAACAACAGCUGAAAGUACAACGGAAACCACAGCAUUAACAACAACUGAAGGUUCAACUGCAACUACAGAAACAAAGGCAACAACAGUUUCUGAAGCAACUACAGCAUCAACAACAACUGAAGGUACAACAGCAACCACAGGCUUAACAAUGACUGAAGGUACAACUGAAAGUACAGAAACAACUGCAACUACAGAAACAACAGCAACUACAGCAUCAACAACAAGUGAAGGUACAACAGCAACCACAGCCUUAACAACAACUGAAGGUACAACAGCAAAUACAGCAUCAACAACAACUGAAGGUACAACAGCAACCACAGCCUUAACAAUGACUGAAGGUACAACUGAAAGUACAGAAACAACUGCAACUACAGAAACAACAGCAACUACAGCAUCAACAACAAGUGAAGGUACAACAGCAACCACAGCCUUAACAACAACUGAAGGUACAACAGCAACUACAGCAUCAACAACAACUGAAGGUACAACUGAAACUACAGAAAGAACAGCAACUAUAGCAUCAACGACAAGUGAAGGUUCAACUGCAACUACAGAAACAACAGCAACUACAGUUUCUGAAGCAACUACAGCAUCACCAACAACUGAAGGUUCAACUGCAAGUACAGCAUCAACAAAAACUGAAGGUACGACGGCAACCACAGCAUUAACAACAACUGAAGGUUCAACUGCAACUACAGAAACAAAGGCAACAACAGCUCCUGAAGCAACUACAGCAUCACCAACAACUGAAGUUUCAACUGCAAGUACAGCAUCAACAACAACUGAAGGUACGACGGAAACCACAGCAUUAACAACAACUGAAGGUUCAACUGCAACUACAGAAACAAAGGCAACAACAGUUUCUGAAGCAACUACAGCAUCACCAACAACUGAAGGUUCAACUGCAAGUACAGCAUCAACAACAACUGAAGGUACGACGGCAACCACAGCAUUAACAACAACUGAAGGUUCAACUGCAACUACAGAAACAAAGGCAACAACAGUUCCUGAAGCAACUACAGAAUCAACAACAACGGAAGGUACAACUGCAACUACAGCAGUUACAGCAUCAACAACACGUGAAGGUACAACAGCAACCACAGCCUUAACAACAACUGAAGGCACAACAGCAACUACACCAUCAACAACAACUGAAGCCUCAACUGGAAGUACAGAAACAACAGCAACUACAGAAUCAACAACAACGGAAGGUACAACUUCAACAACAGCAGUUAAAGCAUCAACAACAACUGAAGGUACAACAGCAACUACACCAUCAACAACUGAAGGCACAGCUGCAAGUACAGAAUCAACAACAACUAAAAGUUUGACUGCAACUACAGAAACAACAGCAACUACAGCACUAACAACAACUGAAGGUACAACAUCAACCACAGCCUCAACAACUAGUGUAGGUACAACUGAACCUACAAAAACAUCAGCAACUACAUUGUCAACGACAACUGAAGGUUCAACUGCAACUACAGCAUCAACAACAACUGAAGGUACAAGAACAACUACAACAUCAACAACAACUGAAGGUUCACAUGCAACUACAGAAACUACAGCAACAAAAGAAACAGCAACUACAGUAACUGAAGCAACUACAGCAUCAAUUACAACUGAAGGUUCAACUGCAACUACAGAAACAACAGGAACUACACAUUCAACAACAACUGAAGGUUUAACUGCAACUAUCGCAACAACUGGCAGAGUAACUACGGCAACUGAAGCUCCAACAACAGCAAUUAUAACGUCAACAACUGAAGGUUCAACUGCAACUACAGAGACAACAGCAAUUGCAGUUUUAAAAACUGAAGUUUCAAGUGCAACUACAGCAACCACAACGGCUACAACAACAGCAGCAGCAACAACAACAACAACAACAACAACAACAACAACAACAACAACAACAACAAAGCCACUUGAACCUUUCUACCAGGCAAGAUUUCCUUCGUUCCGCUUCAUCACCGUGACUGCAUUCAGUAAUGGGUCCAUUGUCAAUGACAUGGACAUUGGAUUUGCAUUGUCACUGGUCCCUAAUGCGAAUGAGAUUGCGCAAGUUUUGAUUGAUGCAGCCAAGAAGACACCCUUUGACAUUGAAACCAGUUCUAUAUUUGUGAACGGCACACUGGUCAAAUUCUUCACCCCAGUGAAGAAGUAA
This is a messenger RNA of Oreochromis aureus, 4853 nucleotides long. RefSeq names its product mucin-22-like. The record is from RefSeq and is a predicted model, not a curated record. The transcript has 6 exons. NCBI's taxonomy places the organism in Eukaryota, Metazoa, Chordata, Actinopteri, Cichliformes, Cichlidae. Bases 108 to 4853 code for a protein of 1581 amino acids.